CAGCCCGGGAACUGUGCCUGUUGUCGAGUCAGUGCACGGCGGGCUUCUAGCAGAGCUGCCUUGUCCGCCAAGAUGCGUACGUUACAACAGUCUGCAAAUAUAUCUGGGGAGAGCUCCAGGAAUAGCCAGAUCUCGCGCAUGCACCCGCCCUGAAAGUCGGACAGUCUGGGACCAGCCAUUUCCUCACAAUGCCGCCUCGCAAGACGAUCUAUCUGCCCUCCAGGGACUAUGAGCUCCCCGAAAUCGAUAUUUUGACCCUGAUAUACGAAUCUCCCGAAUCGUGGACCACCGAGUCGACCAUUCUCCAUGCCGAAGCCGCUCUGCCCUCAAACUGCGUCACCAAGGCACAAGCAAGGACCUACACCAAGCGCCUCGCCCAUGUCUUCCGCCACCAGUUUGGCAUCGGCGCAAGUGGUCCAGGCAAGGACGUUGUGGUGUGCAUCUCCUCCGGCCAGAUUCUGCUCUCAAAUGUCUUUUAUGGAGUAAUUGCGGCCGGAGGGGUAUUUAGCGCAGCAAGCUCAUCAUUUACAGCCCUGGAGUUGGCGCGACAGGUCAAGCAGGGGAAGAGUGAUUUGAUUGUUUGCAGCCCCGACUGUGUGGAGGUCGCCAUACGGGCGGCGAAGGAGUGCAAUGUCCCGCUAGACAGGGUUUUGGUGCUGGAGUCGAUGAGUGGAAAGAGAGUAUUACAGGACGUGGAGCGGAAGGGCAGAAAUCUGAUCCAGGACGGCUGGAAGAAAGAGGAGGAGCUCGAAUGGGAAAGAAUUACGGACAAGAAAGUCUUGGAGGAGAGGGUGGUCUGUCUACUGUACAGCAGUGGGACGACGGGCGUACCGAAAGGAGUCAACAUCUCGCACACCAACCUUGUCUCCGAAGGUCUCAUCCCCCAAUACAUGAUCCGAGAAUACUUCGCUCGCCAACGCCGGCUCAACCCUUCCUUCAGCUUUGAAUAUCGAACCUUGGCUCACCUGCCCGCCGCGCACAUCGCCGGCUGCCAGGGCUACUACGUCAACCCAUCAAUCGCUGGCGGCCCCGUCUACUGGAUGCCGAAAUUCGACUUCCCCAAAUUUCUCGAGUACAACAAGAAGUUCCGGAUCACCCAUUUCUUCACCGUGCCGCCGAUAUAUCUGCUCAUCGCGAAGAGUCCGCUGGUGACGGAUCAGUUCAAGACUCUGGUGCACGCGGUCGGCGGCGCCGCGCCAAUGGGCGCGGAGCUGCAGGCCAUGGCAGAGAAGAAGCUGGGCUGCCAGAUCAGCCAGACGUGGGGGCUGAGCGAAACGACCGGCUCCGUGACGGGCAUGCCGUGGGACCAAGACGACAAGACAGGCUCGGUCAGUCCGCUGCUGCCGAACGUGAGGAUGCGGAUCGUGGACGAUGAGGAAAAUGACAUGGAGGAAGGGCUGGAGGGAGAGUUCAUCAUGCAAGGGCCCAUGGUCACCAAGGGGUAUUGGGACAACGAGACCGCGACGAGAGACAGCUUCACGAGCGACGGCAUGUGGUUCAAGACGGGGGACAUUGGCCUGUGCAGGAACGGGAUGUUUUACGUGGUGGAUCGGAAGAAGGAACUCAUCAAAUACAAGGGCCUGCAGAUCGCGCCUGCGGAACUCGAGGCCCUCCUGCUCUCGCACCCACUGAUCCAGGACGCCGCGGUCAUCGGCAUCCCCGAGCCCGCGGGUUUCGGGAACGAGAUCCCGCGCGCCUACGUGGUCGCGGACAAGGCCCGGGUAUCGGAGCAGGAGAUCAAGGAUUUCGUGAGGCGGAACCUGGCGCAGCACAAGCAGCUCCGCGGCGGCGUGGUCUAUCUGGACGCGAUCCCGAAGAGUCCCAGCGGGAAGAUCCUCCGCAAAGAUUUGAGGGAGAUGGCUAAGCGGGAGAGGGCCGGUGAGCAGGCGAAGAUUUGAUAGGGGUGGGGGAGUGAUUUCGUAGAUGAUCUGCAGUGGAAUGGGAUGGGAUGGGCAUAGAACUGGUUCCAGGGAGCCAGGGAUAGAGCAAAGGGGCAAUAUAGAGUAGAAGGAGAGUAGAUCUCUGCUAGAACUUGGAAAGGUGGUGGUUCAAAUGGCAAAGGCACAUGCUAAUGAGGUUCACAGAGAAGUGGAUCUCGAAAGAACUCUUA
This is a messenger RNA of Cladophialophora immunda, 2110 nucleotides long. RefSeq lists its product as uncharacterized. Gene Ontology annotation, biological process: secondary metabolic process. Lineage: Eukaryota; Fungi; Ascomycota; Eurotiomycetes; Chaetothyriales; Herpotrichiellaceae. The record is from RefSeq and is a predicted model, not a curated record. The transcript has 4 exons. Gene Ontology annotation, molecular function: CoA-ligase activity. Bases 189 to 1898 code for a protein of 569 amino acids.